This is a messenger RNA of Penaeus chinensis, 1296 nucleotides long. RefSeq lists its product as uncharacterized. The record is from RefSeq and is a predicted model, not a curated record. The transcript has 4 exons. Bases 1 to 1296 code for a protein of 431 amino acids. Gene Ontology annotation, molecular function: nucleic acid binding. Gene Ontology annotation, biological process: DNA integration. NCBI's taxonomy places the organism in Eukaryota, Metazoa, Arthropoda, Malacostraca, Decapoda, Penaeidae.
AUGCAUAUAACAGACUCGGCUAUUGUGAGAGCACAGAUCCAAAAAGAGUCGUAUGGAUUUGGGACUUUUGUAGCAACAAGGGUAGCAGAAGUACAAUCGAAGAGUAAUCUCAAUGAAUGGAAGGACUCAGAUGAAUGUGUGAUUGAUUUAUCUAAAUUCAAAAAUUACAAUAAAGUUAUUGCAGUUACAAGUAGGAUAUUAAAUGUAAAGAAGAUCAGAUCUUUAAAGGGUAUCUUAUUACGGCUUGAACCUGAUAUUCUAAAAGAAGCAGAACAAUUUUGGAUCAGGAAACAUCUGUUUACUAUACUUUAUAUUAGUCAUAUGCAUAAUAUAGAUCAUGCUGGAGUGGAUGUUACACUUUGUAAGCUACAGACAAAGUUCUGGGUUCCUUCAGCACGUAAAGUCAUCAGAGCAGUGAAACGCAAAUGUGUUACUUGUAGGAGAUUAGAUUACAAAGUUGAAGGUCAGUGCAUGGGUCAAGUCGCUACUGAAAGAAUAACUCCAUGUCCAGCUUUCUAUCACACUGCUAAAGAUAUCUUUGGGCCGUUUCAAAUAAGAGACAAUGUGAAGAAAAGAACUACUGGGAAAGCUUAUGGUGUUAUAUUUAAUUGCAUGGUUACUCGUGCAGUAUAUAUUGAUGUUGUUGAUGGAUAUGAUACCCAUAGUUUCUUGAAAACUUUCAGACGCUUCACAGCUGUUCAUGGAUAUCCAGCUACUGUUCAUUCAGACUUAGGCUCUCAGCUGGUAUCAGCUAGUAAGGAACUUCAAAUAGCUAUAAACAACUGGAAUAUGUCUGAUAUUUCUGAAUUUGGAACAAAAAGGGGAUUAAAAUGGAUUUUCAACCGUUCAGCUGAUGCAGCAUGGCAAAAUGUUAGUGAGUCCUUGAUCAAAUCGGUGAAAAGAUCCUUAGCCAUGAUAAUUGGAUCCACUCUAAUGACAUAUAGUGAUUUACAAACUAUAUUUUUUGAAAUAGCAAACCUUAUGAAUGAAAGGCCUAUUGGGUUAAAACCUGGUAUGGAUUUAGAAUUAGGAACUUACUUGUGCCCAAAUGACUUGCUUUUAGGCAGGGCAAGUAAUCAUGCACCAUGUGGACCAUGGAAGGAUUCUUUCAAUACAAAGAGAAGGUUAGAUUAUAUCCAAAAUGUUGUUAAUACAUUUUGGCGUAAAUGGCACAGAGAUUAUUUCCCUACAUUAAUUGUUAGACAAAAAUGGCAUACUGAUAAAAGAAAUUUGCAGUCUGGUGAUAUUGUGUUAAUACAAGAUACACUAGGUUUGGAUUUAGGAUUCACAAUAUAG